AGGGACCAAGCUUGUCUCGCCUCGACGGCAGAAGAGGUGGAGGGAGCGAUGUCGACGCCGGAUCAGAUGCGUCCGUUGUCCGGAAGGACCAAUCAAGCUAGCAGCGACGAGGAAUCCGGCAGCCCGCCGGGGCUCGGCCGUCAGAAGAGCCAAAGGCGCCGCCGCGCGCUCAUCAUCGCCGCGACAGUCAUCGUCCUGCUCGCGGUCGUCAUCACCACGCUCGCGCUUACCGUCUUCAAGGCUCGGGACCCGGAGCUGACGACGAAGUCUCUGACGUUCAGCGGGAUCCAGUUCGGGUUCCCCGGCGGAGUCAUGAACCUGACGGCGACUACCGUCGUCUCCGUCAAGAACCCGAACUACGUCUCCUUCGUGUACGACAAGAGCACGACGAGCAUCUCCUACAACGGGACGGUCAUCGGCGAGGCGCUCGCCCCGGCGGGGUCGGCUCCCGCCCGCCGGACGAUUCAGUUGUCCGUGACGGUCAACGUUAUGACGGAUCGGAUCAUGGGGAACGUAGGGCUCCUGGCCGCCGCUGCCCUGAUGAACAGCCCUCUCCACAUGAGCAGCGAGACCAGCGUUGAGGGUCGGAUCCGACUGGGCCUGAUCCGGAAGCACGUCAGGGUCCGCAUGAACUGCGACUUCGACGUCGCCGCCCUGGACCAGCAGGUUCGGAACAUGGAGUGCAAGCGGAACGUCAAGUUCUGAGAACGCGUCCUGGCAAGUAAAUUACCGGAGUAACCUUACGUUUUUUUUUUCUCUUUAUGUCCCUCUCAGCGAGCGGUUUUUCUGGUGCACUGAGGGCAAGUUAGUCAUCUUGUAACUUGUAGGUUUUCGUUUUCCUAAUAGAAUGAAUUCCAUCA
Messenger RNA from Nymphaea colorata (pocket water lily), 860 nucleotides. RefSeq lists its product as uncharacterized. The record is from RefSeq and is a predicted model, not a curated record. Bases 49 to 705 code for a protein of 218 amino acids. Gene Ontology annotation, cellular component: plasma membrane. The transcript has a single exon. Lineage: Eukaryota; Viridiplantae; Streptophyta; Magnoliopsida; Nymphaeales; Nymphaeaceae.